This is a messenger RNA of Funneliformis mosseae, 393 nucleotides long. NCBI's taxonomy places the organism in Eukaryota, Fungi, Glomeromycota, Glomeromycetes, Glomerales, Glomeraceae. The record is from the annotation of a GenBank genome assembly.
AUGACUUCAGCGAUACAAUUUUCAGUGUCACUAAAGAUCAACUAUGUUUUGCGAUCUCUUGAGGAUAGGUCAGCGUCAAAAAAGACAAAAGAUAGUGGUGAUAAGAUGUUAUCUAGUAAAUAUAAUCUAUCAGAUAAACCAUCGGAUUUAGCUAAGGAAGUAUCUCCCGUUAUCACAUCCCCUCCCAACUUUUGCGGUCAUUCUCCUCCUUCAUCCUAUAAAAGUGUAGACAAUUUUUUUAAUGAUUAUAACGAAGAGUCAACCGAAGUUGAGGAGGCCUCUCUAAAUAAGAUUGACACUUUCUUCCAAGGUCUUCCCAAUGUUAAAGAUGCCAAACUGAAGUCUAGAAAGCGUAGGUCAACGAAAGAUACCAGUAGUAAGAGCGUCAAAUGA